AUGAAUACUUCUAACAUACCAGAAACAUCUUCUCCAGAUGAUCAACUGUUUGAAAAUUUAACACGAAAUCUUCUCAAUGGCUUCAUUGCCCUUAUUUGCAUUUUAGGCCUUGUAGGUAAUGGAAGGACAAUUUAUCUCCUGGCCUUUUCCAUUAAGAGGAAUCCUUUCACCACUUUCAUCCUGAACCUCUCCAUCGCUGAUUUUGGGGUCCUCACAUCCCUCAUUUCUGCAGCUAUAUUUGUGACAGUGUUAACUCUGGGUAAAACAAAUGACAUUGUCCAAACCUUUUUCUUCUUGUUUUUUGAGCUCUUUUCCUUCACUUAUUCUGCUAGCCAGUUUCUGCUGACGGCCAUCAGCCUGGACCGAUGCAUAGCUGUCCUUUUCCCUCUCUGGCAUCGCUGCCAUCGUCCCCCAAAUCUGUCCACCCUUGUUUGUAGCUUCAUCUGGAUCCUCUCCUUCCUGCUUUCUGCGCUGCACUAUAUUCUGUAUCAAGCCAAGAGCUUUGGAAGUUCACCUUUGCUUUACCAGCUGAUUAUGAAUGGUUUACUUUGUACGCCUCUCAUGGUUUUGUCCACUGUGACCCUCUGGAUUCAUAUCAGGUCUAAAUCACAACUCAAUCAAAGGAAACUUCUCACCACCAUCUUGCUGGCUCUCCUCUUCUUCUUCCUUUUUUCUCUCCCAAUGAAUGUUUUAUAUGUCGUUUAUUAUUUUGGUUUCCAUCAUCCUGUCCUCUUGACCAUUGGGAUAGGAUGUGCCACUCUCAACAGCAGCAUCAACCCACUCCUUUAUUUCUUAGUGGGGAGGAAGAAGAGAGGAAAGGAUCAGCACAGAGCAUCUUACAAGAUUGCUCUGCAAAGAGUCUUCAAGGAUGAGCAGGGCAGCUCAGAAGGGCAGCAAACUACAAAGGGAGAAUUUUUGUGA
Messenger RNA from Pantherophis guttatus, 921 nucleotides. NCBI's taxonomy places the organism in Eukaryota, Metazoa, Chordata, Lepidosauria, Squamata, Colubridae. The record is from RefSeq and is a predicted model, not a curated record.